Messenger RNA from Cydia amplana, 1038 nucleotides. It is a transcript of the gene Rab9, whose product is annotated as ras-related protein Rab-9B. Bases 290 to 976 code for a protein of 228 amino acids. Gene Ontology annotation, molecular function: GTPase activity; GTP binding. Gene Ontology annotation, cellular component: late endosome; phagocytic vesicle; lysosome. NCBI's taxonomy places the organism in Eukaryota, Metazoa, Arthropoda, Insecta, Lepidoptera, Tortricidae. The transcript has 4 exons. Gene Ontology annotation, biological process: retrograde transport, endosome to Golgi. The record is from RefSeq and is a predicted model, not a curated record.
UUAAAUCUGACGUUUCCUUAAAGAUUACACAUUACUGUGUGUUUGAUUUGUGUAGCGAAAUUAAUUCGUGAAAUCGAUCAGCUGAGCACAAAAACAUUUCAGUCAGAAAACUGUGCAAACCAAGUAAAACUUUCCAUAACGCAUACUCUCAGAGCUCGCAUCAAAGCUCAUUACAACGCCCAUCAUAUUGAGUCAUUAAUCAAACACCAGUAAAUUUAACACUUGCUUUCAAGGUUGCAUCAAUAAAAGACCUAACCAGUGCUUGGAAUAUAAUGGUGAUAUUUUAAAAAUGGGCGAGGAAAGUGAUCGUGAUUGCGGGAGGAGCGGGCCGAAGAAUUGCUUGCUGAAAAUCGUGAUUUUGGGUGAUGGUGGGGUAGGCAAGUCCUGUCUGAUGAGCCGAUUCAUUUCGAACCAUUUCGAUGAUCACAGCUUCCAUACUAUUGGUGUGGAGUUCAUGAAUAAGACCAUAGAGGUGAAUGGGAGGCAUUAUACUUUACAAGUAUGGGACACAGCAGGCCAGGAACGCUUCAAAUCCCUCCGGACGCCGUUCUACCGCGGCUCGGAUAUAUGCAUACUAGCUUACUCUGUGGACGACCGAAGUUCAUUCCAAAAUGUCAAGAUGUGGCUGAAUGAGUUUUUGCACUAUGCGGCAGUUAAGAAUGGCGUCGAAAGGUUCCCCUUCAUGGUUGUAGGAAACAAGUCAGAUGUGACGUCACGCGAGCGAGAGGUGACGUACGAUCAACUGAAACAGCUGUGCGCAGACAACAAGAUAGCAUCGUACAUUGAGACUUCGGCUAAGAGCGAUAACAAUGUCGUCGAAGCUUUCACUAUGGCUGUUCAAAGAUGGGUGGAGCUCGAGCAAGUCGCCGAGAAAGAAAUGGGCAUGCUUGAGAACCCUGACUCCAUCACGUUACAUGGCGACCGCGGCGUGUCCAACCUGCGAGCGACUUGCUGCUCUCGCUUCACCGACGCUUGAACGUGAUCCGGUACAUUCCGCGGCGUACUAUAAAGGCUAUAAUCCCUUGCGUGUCCGAAUGC